Molecule: messenger RNA, 2247 nt
Organism: Triplophysa rosa
Lineage: Eukaryota; Metazoa; Chordata; Actinopteri; Cypriniformes; Nemacheilidae
Gene: bcl2l12
Product: BCL2 like 12
Exons: 10
Coding region: 719-2056 (445 amino acids)
Source: RefSeq, a predicted model, not a curated record
GGGGGGAGCUGGGGGAAGAAAAAUGCGCUUCAACUGAUCAUCUUUUUUUGUCAUCAGUGCACACAUUAUUUGUGUUUUUAACAUUAACUCAAUAUCUCUCUUCUCUCAAUGACUGAUAAAUGUGAUUUUGUAUACAAAUAAACGUAUAUGAUCAAAUAAAUAAAAUAAAAAUAAUUGUUUGACGUAAUGAUUUGUUUCAUUUGAGUUGUUUAAUACGCUGUAACAAGUUUAUUUCAUAGGUCCCAUUUGGACAUAGUGGAACUUUAACACGAUUUGGAAAAUGGCUUCGUCCUAUGUGACUCAACUGUGACAUGCGCACAACGACCAUCAUCCGCAAUCCGCAGGUCAGAGUUGUCGAGGCGGUAGUAGCCUACAGAGUGAAACCGGUAGGAACGUUUCUAUCAGUAUCGACAAGGGAGGUGCAGCUAAUAGGUCGAUAUGAAUCACCACUACAGACUUGUGAACAAGUCUACACCUACAUGUGAACCCUCCAGGACUACUGAUACAAAGUAUCACUGAAGUAUCGCUGCCUCGUCGCGUGUGGAAGUGUUCACUGUUUUGUUUAUUUGGUUGUUUUUCGUCUGUAUUCUAAUAACAUCGAACUCGGCGGUGCAUUUUGUUUGUUGUUUAGUGUACUUUAGUUUGGUGUAGUUUAAAACCAAUCGCGACGGUUUCAGCUGGUUUCUUCAUACGUCGAUGUGACAUAGGCUUACCAGAAAUGUCAGACAAGGUUGUCAGACCUGCUUCCCCCUCUCCUUCCAUCUCGCUCCUGGAGAUAAAAGCGGAGACGCGUUUGGUGCUAAAGUCUCUCCUGCGUCAUUCUCUCUCUAUUCCUCAAGGAGAGCGACCCGGACGGAUAGGAGGAGCGUAUAACGACCCAAAUAAAUUCAGUGCCUCUCUUAAAGAGAAGGGAAAGAAAGAUGCAAAUGGAUGGGACUCUUUGGAUGAGGAGAUCAGUGCUGCAGAGGAGAAGAAACAUGGAAUUAAAAAUUUUAUAAAAAGAAGACUGAGAAACCGUUCAUCCAUGAUCCAUCGUGCUAAGAAAGAUGGCAGCACUGGCCCGACUCAAAUCAAGACUGAGUCUGGACAUUCAGAUAUACCUGGCAGUUUACGUGGGAAAUCAGAGGAAGAGAGAUUAUCUCCAUCCUCUGCAUCUGAGGAGGAAGGUCACAGAAAAGUAGUAGAACAGGAGAAGAAAAAGAAGAAGAAGCUGAGAUUUUCUGAAAUACUCAAAAAAGUGUCAUUCAAAAAAGAAGAGCCUCGACCACAACGGCCGGACUCACUGUCUUUUAAAGCUGUUUCACCCUCCCAUCCUCCUGAAUUCUAUGAUGGUGUGGCAGACACUCUGGAAAGAAUCGCACAGAAACACAGUACAAAAAAAAGAUGUGAGGGAAGAUCUCCUGUUAAACCAGGUCCUGUGUCAAUUGCAUCAGAAGCCCAUCCUCCUGAAUUCUAUGAUGGUGUGGCAGACACUCUGGAAAGAAUCGCACAGAAACACAGUACAAAAAAAAGAUGUGAGGGAAGAUCUCCUGUUAAACCAGGUCCUGUGUCAAUUGCAUCAGAAGCCCAUCCUCCUGAAUUCUAUGAUGGUGUGGCAGACACUCUGGAAAGAAUCGCACAGAAACACAGUACAAAAAAAAGAUCUCCUGUUAAACCAGGUCCUGUGUCAAUUGCAUCAGAAGACAAAAGCAAAGAGGCUGUGGUUCAACAGCUAGUUCAGAUAUUGACGUCAGAGGGAGAUGCUAUCAAUGAUAAGAUAAACGCAAACCCAUUCCUUCGCUCCACCCUCACUCGGCUCUCCUACCCAUCCUUUGCCAAACUCCUUGAAGCUUACGCCAGUGAGAGCGAGGAACCACCCCUUAAUGCCCCGGUUAGCCCUACGCUGCGCCGCCUCGCCAUCACCAUGGACGCGUCUCGACGAGUCAUCACAGCAACCGGAGCUCAGCUUUUGACAGGGCACGCUCAACGCUACAUGGAGAGCUUUGCACCCUGGGUCAGGAGUCAUGGAGGAUGGGAAAACGUUGUACAUUUGAGCGACAACCUGGAGUACGAUUGACCUCAGUCAUAAAAAUAUGGCCUGCUGAUCAUGUAGCACAACCUCUAUGAGGAAAAGCAGAACCGAACAUCCAUGUGAACUGACACUAUUGAGCAUUACGUUUUUGUGCUGACGUAUUUAUUAUUUUUUACUUCCCGUGUUGUGAAUUUUUAUUGUACAGUUUUAUACCAAAAUACAUGAUGCCAAACAUC